AUGGCGGCGCUGAGCGGCGGCGGCGGCGGCGGCGGCGCGGAGCAGGGCCAGGCUCUGUUCAACGGGGACAUGGAGCCCGAGGCCGGCGCCGCGGCCUCUUCGGCUGCGGACCCCGCCAUUCCCGAGGAGGUGUGGAAUAUCAAACAAAUGAUUAAGUUGACACAGGAGCAUAUAGAGGCCCUAUUGGACAAAUUUGGUGGGGAGCAUAAUCCACCAUCAAUAUAUCUGGAGGCCUAUGAAGAAUACACCAGCAAGCUAGACGCCCUCCAACAAAGAGAACAACAGUUAUUGGAAUCCCUGGGGAAUGGAACUGAUUUUUCUGUUUCUAGCUCUGCAUCAACGGACACCGUUACAUCUUCUUCCUCUUCUAGCCUUUCAGUGCUGCCUUCAUCUCUUUCAGUUUUUCAAAAUCCCACAGAUGUGUCACGGAGCAACCCCAAGUCACCACAAAAACCUAUCGUUAGAGUCUUCCUGCCCAAUAAACAGAGGACAGUGGUACCUGCACGGUGUGGAGUCACAGUCCGGGACAGCCUGAAGAAGGCACUGAUGAUGAGAGGUCUAAUCCCAGAGUGCUGUGCUGUUUACAGAAUUCAGGAUGGGGAGAAGAAACCAAUUGGCUGGGACACUGAUAUUUCCUGGCUUACUGGAGAGGAAUUGCAUGUAGAAGUGUUGGAGAAUGUUCCACUUACAACACACAACUUUGUACGGAAAACUUUUUUCACCUUAGCAUUUUGUGACUUCUGUAGAAAGCUGCUUUUCCAGGGGUUCCGCUGUCAAACAUGUGGUUAUAAAUUUCACCAGCGUUGUAGUACAGAGGUUCCACUGAUGUGUGUUAAUUAUGACCAACUAGAUUUGCUGUUUGUCUCCAAGUUCUUUGAACACCACCCAAUACCACAGGAGGAGGCCUCCUUAGCAGAGACUACCCUUCCAUGUGGCUCAUCCCCUUCUGCACCCCCCUCCGAUUCUAUUGGGCCCCCAAUUCUCACCAGUCCAUCUCCUUCAAAAUCCAUUCCAAUUCCACAGCCUUUCCGACCAGCAGAUGAAGAUCAUCGAAAUCAGUUUGGACAACGAGACCGGUCCUCAUCAGCUCCAAAUGUGCAUAUAAACACAAUAGAACCUGUCAAUAUUGAUGACUUGAUUAGAGACCAAGGGUUUCGUAGUGAUGGAGGAUCAACCACAGGUUUAUCUGCCACACCCCCUGCCUCAUUACCUGGCUCACUCUCUAAUGUGAAAGCAUUGCAGAAAUCUCCAGGACCUCAGCGAGAAAGGAAGUCCUCUUCAUCCUCAGAAGACAGGAAUCGAAUGAAAACGCUUGGUAGACGGGAUUCAAGUGACGAUUGGGAGAUUCCUGAUGGACAGAUCACAGUGGGACAAAGAAUUGGAUCAGGGUCAUUUGGGACAGUCUACAAGGGAAAGUGGCAUGGUGAUGUGGCAGUGAAAAUGUUGAAUGUGACAGCACCCACACCUCAGCAGUUACAGGCCUUCAAAAAUGAAGUAGGAGUACUCAGGAAAACACGACAUGUGAAUAUCCUCCUCUUCAUGGGUUAUUCAACAAAGCCACAACUGGCUAUUGUUACCCAGUGGUGUGAGGGCUCCAGUUUAUAUCAUCAUCUCCACAUCAUUGAGACCAAAUUCGAGAUGAUCAAACUUAUAGAUAUUGCACGGCAGACUGCACAGGGCAUGGAUUACUUACACGCCAAGUCAAUCAUCCACAGAGACCUCAAGAGUAAUAAUAUUUUUCUUCAUGAAGACCUCACAGUAAAAAUAGGUGAUUUUGGUCUAGCCACAGUGAAAUCUCGAUGGAGUGGGUCCCAUCAGUUUGAACAGUUGUCUGGAUCCAUUUUGUGGAUGGCACCAGAAGUAAUCAGAAUGCAAGAUAAAAACCCAUAUAGCUUUCAGUCAGAUGUAUAUGCAUUUGGGAUUGUUCUGUAUGAAUUGAUGACCGGACAGUUACCUUAUUCAAAUAUCAACAACAGGGACCAGAUAAUUUUUAUGGUGGGACGAGGAUAUCUGUCUCCAGAUCUCAGUAAGGUACGGAGUAACUGUCCAAAAGCCAUGAAGAGAUUAAUGGCAGAGUGCCUAAAAAAGAAAAGAGAUGAAAGACCACUCUUUCCCCAAGAAAGGUCCAGAAGAAAGUAUAGACUCUUUAACAGUGGUUACCCCUGGAAGAUUCUCGCCUCUAUUGAGCUGCUGGCCCGCUCAUUGCCAAAAAUUCACCGCAGUGCAUCAGAACCCUCCUUGAAUCGGGCUGGCUUCCAAACAGAGGAUUUUAGUCUAUAUGCUUGUGCUUCUCCAAAAACACCCAUUCAGGCAGGGGGAUAUGGAGAAUUUGCAGCCUUCAAGUAGCCACACCAUCAUGACAGCAUCUACUCUUAUUUCUUAAGUCUUGUGUUCGUACAAUUUGUUAACAUCAAAACACAGUUCUGUUCCUCAACUCUUUUUAAAGAUAAAAAUUUUCAGUGCAUAAGCUGGUAUGGAACAGAAGGAAAUUUCCCAUCCAACAAAAGAGGGAAGAAUGUUUUAGGAACCAGAAUUCUCUGCUGCCAGUGUUUCUUCUUCAACACAAAUACCACAAGUCUGCCCACUCCCAGGAAGAAAGAGGAGAGACCCUGAGUUCUGACCUUUUGAUGGUCAGGCAUGAUGGAAAGAAACUGCUGCUACAGCUUGGGAGAUUUGCUCUGGGAAGUCUGCCAGUCAACUUUGCCCUUCUAACCACCAGACCAGUAUGUGGCUGAUCAUCUGAUGGGGCAGUUGCAAUCACCAAGCCUCGUUCUCUUUCCUGUUCUGGGAUUGUGUUGUGGAACCCUUUCCCCUAGCCGCCACCGGGUCAUUUCUGAGGGAUGGAACAAAAAUGCAGCAUGCCCUUCCUGUGUGUUGCAUGUUCAGUCCUUGACACAUUUUUACCAAAAUGAAGCUACUUUAUUUGAAAGGAGGGCGAGAGGUGAGGAGGUCGGUUUGGGUGUGGCGGAAAGGGAAUGCUGCAUCUUUUUCCUGGGCUGCUGGGGCUCUGGCCUUGGCUUGGCCAGCCGGAAGCGCUGGCGCGCAUCGCCUUCUUUUCCCAUUGGGUCCAGCAAUGAAGACGAGUGUUUGGGGUUUUUUUUUUCCUCCACCAUGUGGCAAGUUCUCAGGAAAAUACAAUUGAUAUCUUCCUCCUAAGCUCUUCCAGUCAGUCACCAAGUACUUAUGUGGCUACUUUGUCCAGGGCACAAAAUGCCUGUAUCUAAUUAAAAGCCUACAAAACUGCUUGAUAACAGUUUUGAAU
Molecule: messenger RNA, 3262 nt
Organism: Budorcas taxicolor (takin)
Lineage: Eukaryota; Metazoa; Chordata; Mammalia; Artiodactyla; Bovidae
Gene: BRAF
Product: B-Raf proto-oncogene, serine/threonine kinase
Exons: 20
Coding region: 1-2346 (781 amino acids)
Biological process (GO): protein phosphorylation; signal transduction
Cellular component (GO): cytosol; mitochondrion; plasma membrane
Molecular function (GO): protein kinase activity; ATP binding
Source: RefSeq, a predicted model, not a curated record